CUUUUUUACGUGCUCGGUGUGUGACGUCAUCACGUCAGAUGGCCGAAUGUUUACAUCCAGCAGUGGCUCGUUGACUGGAUCCCCCACCACCACCGCCGUCAACAACAAGGAGAAGAACAGGCCGACGAGAAGGCUAUUCGUCUUGGAGAAACCCAGAGCUUGCUGAAGUCCCGUCGGGUUUGUUGUGGUGCUUGUCCUCCAGUCAGGAUGGGAGGAGCUGUUAGUGCCGGCGAGGACAACGACGACCUGAUCGACAACCUGAAGGAGGCUUACUACAUCCGCACGGACCUGGUGGAGCGAGCUUUCAGAGCCAUCGACCGGGCCGACUACUACUUGGAUGAAUACCGGGACAACGCCUACAAGGACCUUGCCUGGCGCCAUGGGAACAUCCAUCUGUCUGCACCGUGCAUCUACUCCGAGGUGAUGGAGGCUUUGGAGCUGCAUCCCGGCCUCUCCUUCCUCAACCUGGGCAGCGGGACCGGCUACCUCAGCACCAUGGUCGGGCUCAUUCUGGGACCGUUCGGGGUGAAUCACGGAAUAGAGCUGCAUGCAGAUGUGAUCGAGUACGCCUACCAGAAGCUGGACUCCUUCAUCAAAACCAGUGAUAGUUUCGACAAGUUUGAGUUCUGUGAGCCGUCCUUUGUGGUGGGUAACUGCCUGGAGAUCCCCCCCGAGAGCCGCCACUAUGACAGGGUCUACUGUGGCGCCGGGGUGCAGAAGGAACACGAGGAGUACAUGAAGAACCUGCUGAAGGUGGGGGGCAUCCUGGUGAUGCCUCUGGAGGAGAAGCUGACCAAGAUCAUCCGCACCGGACCGAGCAGCUGGGAGACCAAGAAAAUCAUCUCUGUGUCUUUUGCUCCCCUGGUUCUGCCUAAACACAGCCCCAAGAGCAAACCCAAGACGGCACCUUUGCCCAAGUACGAGGUGCGGACGUUACAGGAACUGGCCCGCAUCUGCAUCCGCCACACCCUGCGGGUGACCACAGACGGAGGGGACGGUCAGGCGCGGGGCCGGGGCUCCUCCUUCAGCGUGGGCCGGGGCCUGGCGGCGGCCGGCCUCCACAAGUACGGCCCGCGCUUUAAGCGCCGUCGCGUCCACCGGCGCCACUGCAACACCCUCAUGCUCGCCACCCGCCAAGUGGUGGCCGGUGGCGGGAUGGCCCCCGCCUCCCUGGACAGCAACAACAACCAAGAGGGGCGAGUGGAGGACGAGGAGGCGGUCGUAGAGCGGCAGGCCAGGCGGCCGGCGAGGGGCAGCAGGAGAGCGGGUAGGGGGAGGCUGGUGGAGGAGGAGGAGACGGUGGAGGAAGAGGAGGAGGAGGUGGCGGAACGGGACGAAGAGGAGGAGGAGGAGGAGGAGAAGGAAACGGGCGAACUGCUGCGACCCCAGCCGGCCGUCAACGUCCUGAGAGAGAGGAUCCUGGGGCUGCCGCUGCCCGAGCCGCUCAAAAUGUACCUGCUGUACUACCGGGAGAAAUGAGCCGCAGCCGGCGCCGCUCCGCUCCGAACCGCAGCCUGGAGCUUCUCCAGCAGGCGCGCGAGCCUCCGUUCCAACCUAACAACCCCCUAACAAGACCGGCCGACGUCCGGCAUCCUCUCCAUCAUCAUCCUCUUUUCUCUCCGUUCUGUUCCCUGAGACUGGGAAGAUUCCCCGUUUCCGUUUCCCGUGCGGCAGGACAGCGCCGCGAGCUUCAAGCGGACUCCCGCCGAUGAAAGCAGUUUACAGAUGAGCUCCCAGCAGUUUAUUAACCAAGCAGAAGACUUUUCGGGGAGCAGGGACCAAAACAGUUCACCUUCGACCGGGAACAGAGCGGCCUUACGCUGCAGAGGAGAGGAGGCUCAUGGUGAGGCGCCGCGUUUUGCUGACUGGGUCCACAAGUGUGAGAAGAAGAAGCAGAGCUGGUGUCAAGAUCCCUCCAGCUGCGGCUGGUGAUGGCGGGUGGGGCUGUGUCCACUGAUGCGUCUCAGUCUGUUAGAUAACUCAGCCGGGACGACGGAUCCAGUUUAUUUCAACCCGGCAGAUUUCCCGUAGAGUCAGCAGGGAAUAAUGUCAAUGUUUUUCACAGUGAAUAUAUUUUUAACAGUGUGAAAUCUACAACCCAGGGAGCCCACAUGCCCUCCCGCCAAAAGAAAUAAUUUACUCAACAAACAAACAAAAGCUUUGAGUUAUAAAGUGGAAUUAAUUAUUAGGCAAAUAUUCAGUCAAAAGUCUAAAUGUUCUGCAGCGGACUGUAAGUGAGCUCCUGUCUGCUUUCUCUUCACCAGUGGAGUCUUGUGCAGUGAGUGUGUAUGUAUUUGCUGAUUUUUUUAUUUUUUAUCUUUUAAUGGUUCAACAUUUAUUCUCUGCCAUUUCACUUUUAUUACACAUAUCUCAAUUUGUGCUGAUUACUGAACACGUGGGCACCGACAUCUACGAGAAAUGAAUGUCAGUGGGGCCCAUUAGAAAUAUAUCUUCUGAGAAAAACAUGAAACUUUGACAUCUUUGGUUUCUCCCCGUCUGUCACGGAGAUUCUCGGGACGAGCCCGGUUGAAAUAAAACCCCAAAAUGCCCUUUAAAUUUUCUGCUUUCCGAGACCAACUGUUUGUUAGGAUUUCCAAACCUUUCGUGGAGAGACGUAGACUUGAUAGAAGCUUGAAUUUUCCUCUUUUUUAUUUUUUUCUAUGCACAUGUUUUAUUCUUUGGGUCCAAUCUGGAGCCAGAAUCCUUACAUUUGUAUUCAAAGAGUAGUCGCAAGUCCGUCUGGAUCCCUUUGAACUCUCUUAACCAAAAUAGAAGGACCAUAAAAAUGCAUACUAAUAUUCCUUUUUACAUGAAUGAACCAGCAUGAUAAAAGAAAAAAACACAAAUAAUCUUCAACAUGCAAGUUUUCUCCCAUUGUGUACUCAUCAUUUUUUACGCAAUAAAUAGAUUUUUUCUUCUUCUUUGUUUUACAAGGCUUGAAGUGGUGUGGAUAUUUUUAAAAGUGUCUUGUGUUGUUAAUCCGACAAAGAUACUUCAAUAAAAAAGUAUCUCCUGUCACCUAUUUGGACUCUAGAUUCUAGUCUUAUAGGCCAUUACUCCUUUAUCCCCUUUUGUUUGUGUUUUUGUUCCUUUUUCCUCCGGUCCCUAACCUCUGCCCUGUGCCAAAUGGACGCUGCACAGGCACAUCUCCAGAAAAAACAGCAAACAAGGAACAAGUCGAUCAGAAUGAAGAUGAAAAUGGCAAAAAAAGCCAAAUUAAGAACUGCUCAGCAGCUCCUAUUUUCUUCUGGUUUGUGAAAAUGAAACUGUGACGUAAGCAGAAAAUUGACUGUGUUUAAUAUAACAAAACUUUCAGUAAAUAGGUAAAUUAUAGUUGCGAUAGUAAAAAUCAGUUUGGACUUUAGACACCCCCCCCCCCCCCUCCCCCCCCUCCAAAAUGAUUCCAUCCUCUCUCCAGAUUACUUCUCGGCCUGCUGGAUCUACCGUCGAGUACUGUAUGUAGCUCAUUUGUUUGUCAUGCACUUUGGCUUUUGUACGUUUGUGCUCCUCUGCUGAAUGUAUAUGAAUAUUAUGUUCCACUUUUAAAAAAAAAGAAUUCAGAUCAGAGUGACUUUAAUUUGGAACUGUUGGUAAUAAAGUGGAUUCUAAAGAUGUAA
Molecule: messenger RNA, 3617 nt
Organism: Xiphophorus hellerii (green swordtail)
Lineage: Eukaryota; Metazoa; Chordata; Actinopteri; Cyprinodontiformes; Poeciliidae
Gene: pcmtd2b
Product: protein-L-isoaspartate (D-aspartate) O-methyltransferase domain containing 2b
Exons: 7
Coding region: 208-1479 (423 amino acids)
Biological process (GO): protein modification process
Cellular component (GO): cytoplasm
Molecular function (GO): protein-L-isoaspartate (D-aspartate) O-methyltransferase activity
Source: RefSeq, a predicted model, not a curated record